GAUGCAGGAACCUUGGAAUGCCCAAGGGAAUGUAGAGACCCUCCCAUGCCCCCAGGGAGAUGCAGCGACCCUCCAAUGCCCUCACUUCCAGGGGGAUACAGAGACCCUGGAAUGCCCUGCAGGGAUGUAGAGACCCCGGGACGCGGUGCAGGAACUCCACUGCCCAACCUAUCCGGCUCCCAGGGCGGGGCAUGGGCACCAGGCCAGCUCGCUAGAGCCAGAGGCUCAGGACGCCCGGCCUGGAGUCUCCGCCUGCUGCACGCCCCCGCGGGCCGGCUAGGAGUGGGAGCAGCCUGCCGCCCGGGCGGACGGAGCUGGUGCGGGCGCCGGGAGCCGCCUAGGACCGCGGCGCCGGAUAGAGAAGGGCGGGAACCCCGCUGGUGCCCGCCUGUCCCACGAACGGCAGGAAUGUGACCCCUCGAGCGCGCGCCGGAGCACCCCUCGCGUGGCUCCCAGGGCUCCGGUUGCUCGGGCCUGGACGGGUUUAGCUCCGGGUUUAGCUGGGAGCUGCUGGAUUGCUGUGCAUCCCCACUGGGGCACCCGGGCACGCCCAGCCUUGGCUCUGCCGAAGCCCUGUGCCGUAAUGUGGCUGGAGAGUACUCUUCAUGCUGCCGAGGCUUGUGACAUCUUCAGCUAAAUCCUCCAUCCUGGAGAAUAUGAAAGUGCUACUUGGGUUCAUUUGUCUCAUUGUGCCUCUGCUGUCGCUGGAGACCGAUAAAUGCACGGAGUAUCCAAAUGAGGUCAUUUCAUUUUCAUCCGUAAAUGAAAUUGACGUUCGCAGCUGUCCUCUUACUCCAAACGAAAUGCAUGGCAGCACCAUAAUCUGGUAUAAAAAUGACAGCAAGACCCCCAUAUCUGCGGACAAGGACUCCAGGAUUCAUCAGCAGAAUGAACAUCUUUGGUUUGUUCCCACCAAGAUGGAGGAUUCAGGCUAUUACUAUUGUAUAAUGAGAAACUCAACGUACUGCCUCAAAACUAAAAUAACCAUGAGUGUCUUAGAGAAUGACCCUGGCUUGUGCUAUAACACACAAGCCAGCUUCAUACAGCGGCUCCAUGUUGCAGGGGAUGGAAGUCUUGUGUGCCCUUAUCUGGAUUUUUUCAAAGAUGAAAAUAACGAGUUACCCAAAGUUCAGUGGUAUAAGAACUGCAAACCUCUGCCUCUUGACGAUGGAAGCUUCUUUGGAUUCAAGAAUAAACUGAUGGUGAGGAAUGUGGCUGAAGAGCACAGAGGGAACUAUACUUGCCGCACGUCCUACACAUACCAGGGGAAGCAAUAUCCCGUCACACGAGUAAUAACAUUUAUCACAAUAGACGACAGCAAGAGGGACAGACCUGUGAUUAUGAGCCCACGGAAUGAGACGAUGGAAGCUGACCCAGGAUCCAUGAUACAACUGAUCUGCAACGUCACGGGCCAGUUCACCGACCUUGUCUACUGGAAGUGGAAUGGGUCGGAAAUUGAAUGGGACGAUCCGAUCCUAGCCGAAGACUAUCAGUUUUUGGAACACCCUUCAGCCAAAAGGAAGUACACUCUCAUUACAACACUUAACGUUUCAGAGGUCAAAAGCCAGUUUUAUCGCUAUCCGUUCAUCUGCUUUGUUAAGAACAGUCAUGUUCUGGAGUCUGCACACGUACGGUUAGUAUACCCAGUUCCUGACUUCAAGAAUUACCUCAUUGGGGGCUUUGCCAUCUUCACAGCUACAGCUGUGUUCUGUGCUUGCAUCUACAAAGUCUUCAAGGUUGAUAUAGUGCUUUGGUACAGGGACUCCUGCUCUGAUUUUCUUCCCCCAAAAGCUUCAGAUGGAAAGACCUAUGAUGCCUAUGUUCUUUAUCCCAAGACCUACGGAGAGGGAUCCUUUGCAUACUUGGAUACUUUUGUGUUUAAACUGUUGCCGGAGGUCUUGGAGGGACAGUUUGGAUACAAACUGUUCAUUUGUGGAAGGGAUGACUACGCUGGGGAAGAUACCAUCGAGGUUACUAAUGAAAACGUAAAGAGAAGCAGAAGGCUGAUCAUCAUUUUAGUGAGAGAGAUGGGAAGCUUCAGCUGGCUGGGCCAAUCAUCUGAAGAGCAGAUAGCAAUAUACAAUGCUCUCAUCCGGGAAGGAAUUAAAAUCGUCCUGCUCGAGUUGGAGAAAAUCCAAGACUAUGAGAAAAUGCCGGAAUCUAUUCAAUUCAUUAAGCAGAAGCACGGGGCCAUUUGCUGGUCAGGAGACUUUAAAGAAAGACCGCAGUCUGCCAAGACCAGGUUCUGGAAAAACUUAAGAUACCAGAUGCCAGCCCAACGGCGAUCACCAUUGUCUAAACACCACUUACUAACCCUGGAUCCUGUGCUGGACACUAAGGAGAAACUGCAGGUGGAGACACACUUACCACUCGGCUAGUGUGGGAAAGGCGGGCGGGCCAAGAAUGUUGGAGUGCCUCCUGUUGUCAGAUGCUGCAGCUGGGCUCUGCCUCCCAGUAAAACAGUCAUGAAACAAACCAGUGCAGUCCCUUGUCCCAGGUCACCUGGAAUUGGCUUUGAAGAGAACAAGACUUGGUGACCAGGGCCAUCCUGAGCAGGGAGCUUGGGAAGCCCCAGAGUAACGGUUGCUCAGGGAUGUUACUCGGGAUGUUUGAGGAACAAUCGAGGCAGUGAACUGGGAGGAGGGAGCUUCAGGAAAUGGCCACAUGUGUGGGUGGUUUAAUUAGAUUCUGUGGAGUCUCACAGAGGGAUUAUGGUUGUCUGAGGACACUUUGGGGUCAUUGUCAAAAAAAGUGACUCCCCUAAGCCUCAGUGCAGGUGAAGUUUACUGAUACCCAUCAGUGGAAGGCAUUUCGUCCCUGAAUUUUCCAAAUAGCUCGGCUGUCAAACGUAGUUUUCAAAGACUAAAUUCUAUUGUGUAGAGCUUGAAAACCGCCUUUUCAGUGAGAAGGAUUCUCUGGGAUUCCCUUCCCUGCAGUCAGCUAAGCUUUCUGGAUUUUAAAUCAACUGUAAGAGGAAGCCACCCACCUACAGGUUCUUCUA
This is a messenger RNA of Rattus rattus (black rat), 3001 nucleotides long. RefSeq names its product interleukin 1 receptor type 1 (gene Il1r1). Gene Ontology annotation, molecular function: interleukin-1, type I, activating receptor activity. Lineage: Eukaryota; Metazoa; Chordata; Mammalia; Rodentia; Muridae. The coding region runs from base 606 to 2378 and encodes 590 amino acids. Gene Ontology annotation, biological process: signal transduction; regulation of inflammatory response. The record is from RefSeq and is a predicted model, not a curated record. The transcript has 12 exons.